CAGAAGGGGAGGAGAAUGGGGAGGAGCUGGGGGGCAGGCAGUCGGGGAGGGAGGGGUCUUAAGGGGCGGCGAGCGCAGGUCGGAUUUCCUCGGAGGCUGCCGAGCAGCGGAGCUCCCACCUUCCCUGAGAGCUCGCUGCAGCCGCCCAGCCCCGCGCCCUCCGGAGACCGGGACGGGACCAUGAUGUGGACACGUUGGCUCGCGCUCGCGCUGGUGGCGGUCGCCUGGGUCCACGCCGAGGAAGAACUCAGGAGCAAAUCCAAGAUCUGUGCCAAUGUGUUUUGUGGAGCCGGCCGGGAAUGUGCAGUCACAGAAAAGGGAGAGCCCACCUGCCUCUGCAUUGAGCAAUGCAAACCUCACAAGAGGCCCGUGUGCGGCAGCAACGGCAAGACCUACCUCAACCACUGUGAGCUGCAUCGAGACGCCUGCCUCACUGGAUCCAAAAUCCAGGUCGAUUAUGAUGGACACUGCAAAGAGAAGAAAUCCGUAAGUCCAUCUGCCAGCCCAGUUGUUUGCUAUCAGUCCAACCGCGAUGAGCUCCGGCGUCGCAUUAUCCAGUGGCUGGAAGCAGAGAUUGUUCCAGAUGGCUGGUUCUCUAAAGGCAGCAACUAUAGUGAAAUCCUAGACAAGUACUUUAAGAAUGUUGAUAAUGGUGACUCUCGCUUGGACUCCAGUGAAUUACUGAAAUUUGUGGAGCAGAAUGAAACUGCCAUCAACAUCACUACCUAUGCAGACCAGGAGAACAACAAACUGCUUAGAGGGCUCUGUGUUGAUGCUCUCAUUGAACUGUCUGACGAAAAUGCUGACUGGAAACUCAGCUUCCAAGAGUUCCUCAAAUGCCUCAACCCGACCUUCAGUCCUCCAGAGAAGAAGUGUGCCCUGGAGGAUGAGACGUACGCAGAUGGAGCAGAGACCGAGGUGGACUGUAACCGCUGCGUCUGUGCCUGUGGAAACUGGGUCUGCACAGCCAUGACCUGUGACGGAAAGAAUCAGAAGGGGGCCCAGACCCAAACAGAGGAGGAGAUGACCAGAUAUGUCCAGGAGCUCCAAAAGCACCAGGAAACAGCUGAAAAGACCAAGAAAACGAGCACCAAAGAGAUCUAAAGAGGAGGCACUUGGGAAGGGUGUCCAGAGCCUGGCACCUUCUCUUCCACUUCAGCGCUGAGUCCAGUAUAUGCAAGUGUCUGCCGCAAUCACCCAAUCACCAGUAUUUGCUUGUAUAGCAAUGAGUUUUUAUUUUGUCUAUUUGUUUUGCAAUAAAGGAAAUGGGGGUGGCUGGCUAGGAGGGGAAGGGCCAUAGCCUUCAUUUCUAGGAGUGCUUUGAGAGAAACUGUACAUGGUGCUCAGGGGCUGGAGACAAGUAAGGAAACUGCAUCAGGCUUGGGAGAGGAGCGGUCCCAGAUCUGAACCCCAGUCUGCCACAGCUAUAAACAUGCUGCCGGGAGUGCAGGCAAUGCCAGACAGAACUUUGCAGGCUGCCCCAGAGGAGGGGUUUGGGAAGCUCACUGGAGAGGAACACAUUCUGCGUCCAGCCCUUCCUGUUGCCAUCGGCGCAACAGACCUCCGGCGUCUGAGCCUCUCAUGGCCCCAACCACUGCCUCUAGCUACACAGCCAUCCUUGUUACCCGGUGUCCCCUAGACUUGGGAGUUUCUGGGAGGGUAUACACAAAUGAUGCAGAUACUUGUAUACUUUGAGCCCCUUAGAGACCUAACCAAAUUUUUAAACUUCUUACCAAAGGUGCUAUUUUUCUGGAAAACUUUUUUUGGCAAGUUGACUUCAUUCUUCAAUUAUUAUCAUUAUAUUAUUGUUGUUUUUUAAUAUUUUAUUUUCUUGACUAGAAAUUAAGCUUUUGUAAUUAUUUUUCAGUAGUCCUACCAUUUCAGGGGUGGGAGGGUUUGGGGUUCUUUCUGGUGCAGGGAUCGCUAUAACCCAGACUCCACCCACCCUGCCAUAUAUUAGAUGCAGCUCAGAGUUUUGUCCCCCUGGCUUCCAGUGGAUCAGCAGUCUGCCAGCGGGUGCCUCAGGCAGAAGCCAGAGGAAUAUGAAGCGUCUCCCUACAAAGCUUUUAAGGUCCAAAAAGCUAAUUUGUUUCCAUUUAUUCUGAUAAGUUCAUGCAAAUCAGUAUUCCAAAGGAUGGAGACAAGUGUAGCCAAGCAGGGCUUAGCCUAUCAAUAUGCUCUUUGAUCCACCACUAACUAGGAGAAUGACUUUGGCCCUGUCUCUUCCUAUUUCUGGGCCUCAGUUUCCUCAGUGAGCAAGUAGGAAUGCAUUAACCUUUCAAUUUGAUAAAUUAUAAAUUCUGAGGUUCUGAUAAUUGGUCCAGAAGGAUACCGAUUCCUAUGAUUUUCCUUCUCCUUAGGAUAAAUGAAACCUUACUGUUACAACAAAAGGGUCAGAUGGCUACAAACAAGAUGACCAAAUCUGACCUCACUCCAGAGGGCUGCACGGGUUGUGCUGUGAUGUAGAGCCCUCUUGGGUAAAGUCUAUCCAGGAAGAGAAUGGGAAAGAGAACCACUUCACUUUGCCUUCACUUUUGCGCUCCAUUCUUAACCUUCUUGGAAACAGAAGUAGCAUUCCCUCUCAAGAUGAGGACAAAAGAUGGUUUCACAUUUUAAAGAGGUGGGUGGUGGGGGGCGGGGAUGGAAAUGGAGUCUUCAAACUGUGAUUGGGAAGAAAUUUAUCAUUCCUAUCUUUUGGACUCUGUGAUUAUUAACCCCACUAUUUAUCAUGUUUAAGAUGCACUUGGAACAACAAAGAUUAAACACUUGACAUAAGAUCUCAUUUUCAGAAAGCAGAUUACAGACCAUGAGAGGGAAAUUAGGUAGAUUGCACUGCCCAGGUGACUCUGAGAAAGUUGUGCUUGAAUGUGGAAUUCCUUCUAAACAAGUUUCCUUGUUCUUCUUUGAAAGGAGAACAUCCCAUUUUGUUUAGAAUUCUGAGCUUUUAUAUGCAUCCCAUCUCAUUUAAAAGCUCUCUUCAAGCCCCACUUGUGCAUGCUGAAAUGCACCUUCCUGUCCAGUUGCCUUGGAGAACUCCGAACAGCACACCUUGAUUGAGUUUUGCCAGCCCUUGGACACUGAGGGAGAGCACAGGAAUACCAGUUUGUUUAAAGCUAGAAGCCAGAGUGUCUCCUCACCAGUUACAUUCAGGACAGUGGUUGCCAUCUAAGACUACCCAACCCUGCAACAUGGAAUUCCCAAGAGCAAAUCUGCAUUCCUCCUGUAAAUAGGGCCGCUAUUGUCUGCACCAUAGAAUCAUACAAUCUGAUGACCAUUCAUGGAAAGCUGCUAAAUAGCCUAGUUUGGGGAGUCUUGCAUAGAGCUUUGCAUGGAGCAAAUAGGAUUAAACCAGGUUCAGUUCCUCCAGCUCUCUACAAGCACAGGGCUUAGACUGCAAGCUUCCUUGGGCUUUCUCAGUGUGUAUAUGAUUUUAUUAACAUAUUACGGCAUCUGCUAAGAUUCAGUGUUCAUGGAAACCUUCUCACAUGCCAUGACUCUGGACUCCAUCACUGUUUUUGGAAAGCAGGGCUCCUCCACCUGCUAAUAAGCCCAUGUGGACAAAUCUGAAUGUCUUUCCUUUACACUUAAGUUUUUAAAUAAUCAAGUUUCAAGAAGCAAAUUUGAACAGGUUUCUGUUGCCUAUGUGUUUGUGAAAUGUAUUUGUAUUAGUAGGCUUCCAUAUUGCAUUUAACUUGUUUUUGUAACUCCUGAUUUUUUUUCUUCCUUUAUUUUUUUUUGGAUACUAUUGAUAAAUAAAGAAAUUAAAACAGUCA
Mirounga angustirostris (Northern elephant seal) is the source of this 3773-nucleotide messenger RNA. RefSeq names its product follistatin like 1 (gene FSTL1). The record is from RefSeq and is a predicted model, not a curated record. Gene Ontology annotation, biological process: cell differentiation; regulation of BMP signaling pathway; multicellular organism development. Lineage: Eukaryota; Metazoa; Chordata; Mammalia; Carnivora; Phocidae. The transcript has 11 exons. Gene Ontology annotation, molecular function: calcium ion binding; protein binding. Bases 16 to 1104 code for a protein of 362 amino acids.